This is a messenger RNA of Cylicostephanus goldi, 336 nucleotides long. NCBI's taxonomy places the organism in Eukaryota, Metazoa, Nematoda, Chromadorea, Rhabditida, Strongylidae. The record is from the annotation of a GenBank genome assembly.
AAUCGUUUACUUCUAGGCAAUCUUCCGCUAGAUGCGAAUGAAGACGAGCUUGCUGAUUUGUUCGAAGAAAAUGUAGGUGGUGUCAGUUUUGCUCGAUGUGUGAAGGAUCAAGCUACCGGCAUGGGCAAGGGUUUUGCAUUCGUCGUGUUCAAGGCUAUCCCCCUCUUCAGUACCCCUUGCAUUGGGUCUGACUGGUCUCCAGUUUCAAAAGAGGGAGCUCCGAAUUACGAAAGUGAUGAAGAAGGCCAAGGUUGCGGUGAGUUCAUAUCAAGUCUUGUGAAUCUGUCGGUUAAUUUGAUUUCUGUGACGGCAAACUUGCCGAAAUCUCCUGCUUAA